Molecule: messenger RNA, 2253 nt
Organism: Mirounga angustirostris (Northern elephant seal)
Lineage: Eukaryota; Metazoa; Chordata; Mammalia; Carnivora; Phocidae
Gene: SNX24
Product: sorting nexin 24
Exons: 7
Coding region: 392-820 (142 amino acids)
Molecular function (GO): phosphatidylinositol phosphate binding
Source: RefSeq, a predicted model, not a curated record
AUAAAAGAGCUCUAUUUCAAAACUAUCUUCAUCGCUUUCAGGUCCUCAUGAACAGUAUUCUUUUGACCAACUACAACAGAUUUUCUGUAAGAAACCCUCUUAUUCUGCACAAUCUGCCUCUGUCAUGUCUAACUUACUGAUUGUUCUUCCUAACAAAAAUAACUCAUCUUAUGUUUUUUACUAUAAGACUACUGAGCUGGCCUAAGGUGCAGUCAUGUUCGUCCCAGCGUGUUGUCCUCCUGUUAAUUACUUGCUCACUUUUUCUUUCUCUCUUUCCUUCCUCAUUUACAUCAUAGAUUCAACCUGUUCUGUUCUGUUCUGUUGCCUGGUGCUGAUGAAGACAGUGGGGCUCUAACAGUGAACAAAAUAGGUAUUUAAGAUAGAAGUGCUAAUGAAUGGAAGAAAACAUUUUGUUGAAAAAAGGUACAGCGAAUUUCAUGCCUUGCACAAAAAGCUGAAGAAAUGUAUAAAAACUCCAGAAAUCCCUUCUAAACAUGUUAGGAACUGGGUCCCAAAAGUCUUGGAACAACGACGACAAGGUUUGGAAACAUAUUUACAGGCUGUCAUUUUGGAAAAUGAAGAGCUUCCCAAACUCUUCCUUGAUUUCCUAAAUGUGCGACACUUGCCCUCGCUACCAAAGGCAGAGAGUUGUGGAUCUUUUGAUGAGACGGAAUCUGAAGAAUCAAGCAAACUGUCCCACCAGCCGGUACUGCUGUUCCUCAGGGAUCCAUACGUCUUGCCUGCAGCCGGCGAUUUUCCAAAUGUGGUUAUUGAAGGAGUCCUCCAUGGGAUAUUUUACCCCCAUCUGCAGCCCAGGUAGAAAUCCUCCAUGGCUAGAAGAAGCCGAAGCAGGUUUCACGGAAAUCGAUACGUACCAAAUUAACCUAAACUCUAUGACGUAACAGCUCUAGCUAGUGGUAAAAUUCACAGUCCCAGCUUAAUUCAGGGCAGGGACAUUUCCAUUAGAAUGGUGCUUUUAAAAAUAGAAACUGACCAGGGUGGUGCUGAGGUUAAGGCCAAGUGUUUGAGAAGUAGAAGGUAGCUGCCAGUUUCGAAACUAUAGAAGAUACUGGGAGCAGCAAGUGUAACAAAACAAAAGUUACUCUCUGCUUUAGUUGCACCAUUUGCUAAUUGAACAUCUUAUCCUGAAUCACACUGAGACUGAUCUACUUUGGUAGCUUGCUGUUGUUGUUGUUCAGGUUUUAGGAGACACUGAUCUUUUCAUCGUGAGAGUUUCUCGGUCAGUGAUAGAUAACUGUCUUACGUCCUGGCACCAUGGGAAUAUCACAGAUAACACACCGUGCUAAAUGUGAGUCGGAACUAAACUGGAAAUUAAACGAUGCUGACAGCGUUAGGGCAUUUUUAAAAAUCUUGUCAUCGCUGUUCACACUGCAGUGGAGUCGCAUCAUACCUAGGGAUUAGCUUCUAGUGUCAGGACACGAGAUAAAAUGGAGUAGGGAGGCUCCCCUUGACAGCCAUUUCAGAAGGCGCCCUAUUGGAAGUCUGUGCGUCCAACACAACCAGAUUUUCCUCCGGUGUUGGAAGAAAGGACUGUCUCUUCCGUUGAAGACCGUUUGACGUUGUUGGUGUCCGUUUAGGGCAAUUUUGUAGAGAACCACAUACGUUUCAACACUAGAAUCACCCUUCGUCCUGCAAGAUGCUUGUCUUCUGAGAGACAGAUGUGAACUGACUGUACCCGAGGAGACGCCACAGUGGUCACUUGGUUUCCUCAAGGUUCUUCAGCCGUCAUCAGGGUUCCCUCAUUCAUUAAACUGGUGGGAUUGUCACGGGAUUCAUUGUUAUUUUCCUUAUUGUUUCCUUUUCGCUGACCUCCUAUAUGGAAUUAAUGUAAGCUCAGUGAAUGAUCUAACUCCACUGUACAUCUCACUAACACUCAUAUUUUGAGUAAUAAAGGACAAAAGCAUAUAUGCAAACUUUAUGUACGUGCUGUACUUAGGCAUUUUGUCAAAAACUAAUUAAUAGCUAGCCUAUUUAUGGUUAUUCAUUUUACUAAGCUUCUGUGUGGGAUUCAGAAUGAAUAACUAAAUCAUGGUUUUUGGUCAGGAUCUAAAUAUACAGGUUUAAAGCCUGCUGUAGACUUUGAGAGAUACCUUUGUGAUAGAUGUGUUACUUCAUGCUGGAAACAGGCGAGGACUCUGUAACCAAAAAUAACUGAAUACUCAAGUGUGGGAGAUAUUUUUUAAAUGUUUUGUUGUUAGCUCUUUUGAGUUAAAUAAAAACAAAGAACAAGAA